This is a messenger RNA of Coccidioides immitis RS, 495 nucleotides long. RefSeq lists its product as uncharacterized. Lineage: Eukaryota; Fungi; Ascomycota; Eurotiomycetes; Onygenales; Onygenaceae. The coding region runs from base 1 to 495 and encodes 164 amino acids. The record is from RefSeq and is a predicted model, not a curated record. The transcript is spliced from 6 exons.
AUGCUCUGCCCAUCUGGCUGUAAGAUCACAAGUUGUUUACUCUCUUUCUUCUCUCUCUCUCAUGACUUCUCUUCUCUCUUCUCUCUUGAGAGAACCCUCAUCCCCCCCUUUAUAGAAGAUAUUGGGCCUUUAAGUAUUAUUGCUUCUUUCUCUUUCUCUUCUUCACUAGUUGUUGCUGCUUCUUCUCUGCCAGCUCAAGCUGGUCUUGCUGCUCUGCCUCUCCUCUCUGCAGUUAUUGCACCAGCUCUGGCUAGAAAUAUUGUUGUUGCUGUUCCCCCUGCUCUGGCAGAAUUUAUCAUCUUCACUCAAUUGCCACCAGCUGGUACUUUUACUGGUGUAUUGCAGACUAAUUCAGUGGUUCUUCCAGGCCUCCCACCUCAUACUGGGGCACAAGCUUUGUCUGCUCACAAAAGAGUAUGGUGUCACAAGCCUAUUCAAAGAUCCAUGCUUAUUGCUGGUUUGAAUAAUUCAAAUCAGUUAACUGUGCAUGCUUAG